AUGAAACUGUACGCCGCCUGUGCCCUGUUGUGCGUGGUGAUGCUGAACUGCAUCGUGUCUGCUGAAGAAGCGGGAGCGGAUCGUGUGAAGCGUCAGUUUGGUUUCGGAGGAUCACCUUACGGCGGUUACGGGGGUGGAUAUCCGGGUUUUGAAGGUGGCUACGGCGGUUAUGGAGGCUACGGAGGGGGUUACGGCUUGUACGGAGGUCACGGACAUCACGGACACCACGGGCAUCACGGUUUUGGAGGACACGGCCACGGUGGAUACCACGGCGGAUACGGACAAGGGCUAGGAUACGGAGGAUUCGGACAAGGGCUAGGAUACGGUGGGCUUGGUGGACUCUUUGGAUAA
Anopheles bellator is the source of this 351-nucleotide messenger RNA. Its product is annotated as keratin-associated protein 19-2-like. The transcript has a single exon. The record is from RefSeq and is a predicted model, not a curated record. The coding region runs from base 1 to 351 and encodes 116 amino acids. Lineage: Eukaryota; Metazoa; Arthropoda; Insecta; Diptera; Culicidae.